CACCGGGAAACUUACAGCAUUGUUGAGUUUUGGAGCAGCUUGUUAAUCGCGCAGGCUCGUUUAUAUUAGAACAACUUCCCCCUGCAGCCGCCGCGACCCUGCAGGCUCAGGCUGCAGCAUCUCUGGUGAAGGAUGCAACCCUGAACGGGGGGGAAACCGUCCUUAUACGGGAUAACGGGAACCGGACCGGCCGCUUUUAUUUAUUGAGUAUUCCCAUCCAGAAGUCAUGUUUUCGUCUGCAGGAAAGCGCUGCUUCACGAUCGAGUCUCUGGUUGCCAAAGAGAGUCCCGUGGCGGAGGAGCCGCUGCGUCCCACGGCGCUGUCGUACUCGCACCCCGGGCCGGAGGCGCUGAUGGGCGGGUACCAGCCGUCCCCGGGCCGCCUGUACCAGAGCCCGGAGCUGGUGUUCCCGGAGGCCGCCACACACCCGGCCCUCGCCGGGGCCCUCACCCCGGCCAUCGCCGGGGGCCCGCACCAGCUCGGGGGAGCGCACCAGCUCGGGGGCGCGCACCUGCAGCACACGCACUUCUUCGGGACGCAGCACCGAGACCCGCUCAACUUCUACCCCUGGGUGCUCAGGAACAGGUUCUUCGGACACAGGUUUCAAGGUAACGACGUGUCCCAGGACAGCCUGCUGCUCCACGGCCCGUUCGCCAGGAAACCCAAGCGCAUCCGCACGGCCUUCUCCCCGUCGCAGCUGCUGCGGCUGGAACGAGCUUUCGAGAAGAACCACUACGUGGUGGGAGCCGAGAGGAAGCAGCUGGCCAGCAGUCUGAGCCUAUCCGAGACGCAGGUGAAGGUCUGGUUCCAGAACCGGAGGACCAAGUACAAGCGUCAGAAGCUGGAGGAGGAGGGACCGGACAGCCAGCAGAAGAAGAAGGGGAACCACCACAUCAACAGAUGGCGCAUCGCCACCAAGCAGGCCAGCUCCGAGGACAUAGACGUGACCUCAGAGGACUAAAGGCUCCGGCGGCCCCGCUGCCCCGAGCCCUGAGGACCAACACUAUUUAUUGUGUAAAAUUAUUAAGUUGAAUUAGAAACAUUAGCAGAAGACUCCAGAACUGAAUACGCGAUCACGACAUGUCUUCGUGGAGGUGCUACACGCUGACGCUGGAGAGGACGCGUCCACUCACGACGUCCAUCCUCACGUCUGUGGGGGAGGGAGGACUCGUGCAUCGCUUCACCAUCUCCGGUGGGAAGGAAAACCACGUCCACCUCCUCCAUCGUGCUGUUGUCCUGUUAGAAAUUGUACAUAGGGGCAGUAAUGAAGGUUGUUUUGUUUGGUCAAAGCUGUUUCUUUAAAGUCAUUAACACCUCGUUGCUCAACCCAUACACUCAUCCACCUGUGCAGCGUGUUGAUUUGAGUUUGUCCCUGAUGACGAGACGGCGUGGAGUCACACACCGAGUCCACCCGGG
Molecule: messenger RNA, 1416 nt
Organism: Cololabis saira (Pacific saury)
Lineage: Eukaryota; Metazoa; Chordata; Actinopteri; Beloniformes; Belonidae
Gene: emx1
Product: empty spiracles homeobox 1
Exons: 3
Coding region: 227-961 (244 amino acids)
Biological process (GO): central nervous system development; neuron differentiation; brain development
Molecular function (GO): DNA binding; DNA-binding transcription factor activity, RNA polymerase II-specific
Source: RefSeq, a predicted model, not a curated record